CAAUUCUCUUUACAAUAACCUGAAUUAUGGAGCAAGGAGCCAAUAGAGUGUUCUUAAACCCUAACUUCCAUAGAGGCCAGAGGAAUGUACCACCAAACAAAUCAAUGCAUAUAAAUCCUAAUUUUACACAAUGCAUGCCCAACUUUCAAAUGAAUACUAUGAACAGUACAAAAAUCUAUGUCAAUCCAAAUUUUAUCAGAACAAACACUACUGUACUAAGUAGCAAUAAUUAUCGAAAAUCAGUAUUAAUGCUACCUAGCAAAAAUCUAACUCCAACAACUCAAAUUCCAAGUACUCAAAGUAUUUGUACAACAAUAUUCCCACAGCCAACAGCCUCAACAACAAAAUCAAGGUACAGUUUAAUAAGGUGUACUAAUAACAAACAAAUCAAAGAAAAUCAACCUUUGGACAAAGUAACUACUUACAAAAUAAGUAAAUAUAAAUCGGUGUCCAUGCAGCAAUUGAAGAACAACUUACAUUCACGGAAAAGUGUUGAGGAAACACCAUUCAAGCUUUUGACUAAACAGUUAAGCGUGCAAAGUAAGAAGACAUCUAAAGUAAAAGUAAGUGACAGUGCUAAUGCAUUUGCAAGUCGAUAUAAGAUAAUCAAACGAAAAUCACAAGUCACACCAAUAAAAACUGGAACCAAAACUAUGGUGAAUAGGAAGUCAUCUUUCAGUAUCACUAAAGGAAAUGUGCGCAUCAAUGUCAAAGCAAAGUUGAAGAUGAACAAAACUCACUUCAAGAAAAAUAAUAUUCCAUGUCCUUUAUUCAGUAAAUAUGGGAAAUGCCUUAGGAGUACUCGAGGAAAAUGUGAAUAUUUGCAUGAUAAGAAACAUGUAUCCAUAUGCAGAAAAUUUCUUAAAGGUAUCUGUCAUGACAAUAAAUGCCUUCUCUCGCACGAUGUAAGCAAGGAGAAAAUGCCAACUUGUCACUUCUAUCUUAAAGGAAUGUGUACUAAAGAAGAUUGUCCUUACUUGCAUGUGAAAUUAAGUGAAAAUACUAAAAUUUGCAUUGACUUUUUGAAAGGAUACUGUGAAAAAGGACAUGAAUGUUUAAAUCGCCACAUCAACAUUUGUCCAGAAAUAGCUAUGAAGGGUGUUUGCUACAAAAAGCAAUGCCCAUAUCCACAUACAUCAAAUAAAAAACUAAUCAAAUCAAGUAAAACAAACAUUACGACUAAAGUCCUAAAAGCUGAUUUCAAGCAUAGAAGGACUAGUGAGGCUGAUGAAAAUAAACAGACCAAUGUGUUGAAAAGCAACUUAUUGGGUUGUAGGUAUUACAAAGAAGUAGGAGACAGUACAGGUGUUAGUGAAACAUAUGAAGUGAUCAAACCUACUAGGUGUAAAUUAGGUACUUUGCCAUCUUUUAUUCAAUUGUAGCCAUUGUUUAAAGCUCUUUCCACAUGCCAAUUUGAGAGUUGUAGAGGGUAGAUGUAACAAUAAAUACAGGCGUACGAAUAUUGAAUCGUUAUUGAUGAAUAUACCUGCGCACGUAAGUUUUUUUUUUUCAUAGAAAAAACAUCAUCUUCCUUUUUAUUUAUUUAUUAUGUCAUAUAUAUGUAUAUGUCAAUUUCAUUCAACAUAUAGAGAAUUCGGAUUUAUUUGUAUACAAGUUACAAAGACCCAUAAAUA
Molecule: messenger RNA, 1634 nt
Organism: Hyposmocoma kahamanoa
Lineage: Eukaryota; Metazoa; Arthropoda; Insecta; Lepidoptera; Cosmopterigidae
Gene: ZC3H3
Product: zinc finger CCCH domain-containing protein 3
Exons: 1
Coding region: 27-1382 (451 amino acids)
Cellular component (GO): nucleus
Molecular function (GO): metal ion binding
Source: RefSeq, a predicted model, not a curated record